AUGUCUGAUAACGAUUCCUCUUCCUCUUCGUCUUCUCUUUUUAAUAUUAACUCUCCUGAGAUUCGUGAUCCUUUUAUGGAUUCUCGUCAGCCUAUUUCUUCUGAGAGUGCUCAAGCUAUUUCCGAUGGUCUUUCUCGUGUGGAACGUGAACUUCGCUCCAUUCAAUUUACCUUUUCUGCCAUUUCUGCCAUUAGUGGUGGUCCUUGUCGUAUAUGCUCUCGUCUUCAGGAUAUCAUAGGGAAUAUUCGUGAUGAUAUCUUUAAAGUGUUUCCUAAUUUUUCUCGGAGUCACUCUACUUCUCGCUUGGUCCGUGACGUUCUCAAGUUUACUCAGAACCUUUACAAGGAACAUGAAGUGGCUCUUCAAAGGAUUAAAGAGUUAGAAGCUGCUAAAAAUGAGCGUGAUUUCUUCGAUG
Acaulospora morrowiae is the source of this 415-nucleotide messenger RNA. Lineage: Eukaryota; Fungi; Glomeromycota; Glomeromycetes; Diversisporales; Acaulosporaceae. The record is from the annotation of a GenBank genome assembly.